Messenger RNA from Meloidogyne enterolobii, 720 nucleotides. The record is from the annotation of a GenBank genome assembly. NCBI's taxonomy places the organism in Eukaryota, Metazoa, Nematoda, Chromadorea, Rhabditida, Meloidogynidae.
AUGAAUUUGGAUUAUUUUCUCGUGACUACUGGAAUUUUGGUCAUUAUAUCCAUUACAAAUGCCCGUGUAGGUCGAGUUAGAUUCGAAAGCAGAAUUUCUAUGUCCAAUCGACCUAGCAGCAGUGAUGGAUAUAUGUAUCCAAAAUCAGUGCAAAAACAAAAUCCCGCAAAAUCUGCGAUGAGAGGGCCAAAAGUUACUCACAGCUUUAACCACAGAGCUACGCCGAAUGGUCAUGAAAUGGAAUUCUCAAUGCAACAUGAUAUGUACCGCCCCAAGCCACGCUCUAAACCAAAACCAAAGCCUGAACCAAAGAAAGAACCAGAACCAGAAUCUUCUGCUGAUCCUGAACCAGAACCUUAUGAAGGCAUUGAGGCGUGGGACAAAAAAACUUUGAUUGAGAAUGUUAUAGCUGCUUACAAGGAUACAUGCAAAAGCUCCGAUAUUGUCAUUUUUUCACCAGAAUCAAAGCUUAAAUUGGUCUCAUCGGUCAAAAAAAUGCCGCUAGAGGUUAAUGAUUACCCUUGGGUUAUGAAUGUCGAAAUGUUUUGCACCUUGAAUUUUUGGCGUGUACAUUCCUGCUUCAGCAUGCCCUUGGAGGAUGGAUUCAAAAAGGCUCUAAUUAAAAAUGGCAUCGAUUUCACUGAUGGGUUAAAAUAUCUAUAUUAUAAUCCAUUUAUAACUUCUAUUUUAGUGGAGCGCAUGGACCUAGUUGCUCAUUGA